ACCCUACUCGUUCAACCUGCUUUACGAUUCAGUCACACCCCAUCUCCAACCACCUGAGUGCUGCUUCUCAGCGGAAAUGCCAAGCCAAACAUCACGGUUACUUCCUCAUCCACCUUCUCGCAGAGUUUGAGACUGAGGUACUAAUGUGAGGGCUGAGAAUGGGAACAGACGAGGCCUACAACUUUGUCUUUAAAGUGGUUCUCAUCGGGGAAUCAGGCGUAGGCAAGAGCAACUUGCUUUCACGCUUUACUAAGAACGAGUUUAACCAUGACAGCAGGACGACUAUCGGUGUCGAAUUCAGUACGAGGACUAUCGAGCUAAACAGCCUCACUAUUAAAGCCCAGAUUUGGGACACAGCCGGAUUGGAGCGGUAUCGUGCCAUCACCUCGGCUUAUUAUCGAGGAGCGGUUGGAGCACUGCUAGUUUAUGACAUUUCAAAGCACCUGACCUACCAGAGUGCCGAGCGCUGGCUGAAGGAACUUUACGACCAUGCCGAUCCCCAAAUUGUGGUUAUGCUGGUUGGCAACAAGUCAGACUUGGCAUCAGUACGAGCUGUGCCCACCGAGGAUGCAAAAGAUUUUGCAGAAAAGAAUGGAUUGCUGUUCAUGGAAACCUCUGCAUUGGAAUCAACAAACGUUGAGGCGGCUUUCAACAACGUCCUUACAGAAAUCCACAAGAAAGUAAACAGCAAAGAGGCGUCCCGUGGUUCUGUCGGCGCUAUGUCACUGUCCAACCCGAACGCUUCACCUGCUGCAGCUCAGGAUGAAAAGAAGCCCUGCUGUAAAAACUUAUAAGAAUGAAGGCACGAUGCAAUAGAAAGUAGUCGACCAGACCGUGUUGUGUCUGGAGUUACACGGGGGCCGUCUGUCUGACGAUAAACCCAAUUGAACCACAGUUUAUUGACCGGCGUGGCCAUACGUAUUUUGUUUGUGGGCCGUCGUUGUUGUGUUUCUAUCACGGGAAAGUAUUCUUGUGCAUGCUGAAAUCGCUAUUCGUAGAUGUUUUCCGUGUCUUCUCUCUUGUGCACACGCGUUUUUUUUGUUUGUUUCUUUUUAUUUUGUGAAAAAAGGAUGUUAUUUAUGAAAUAAUGCCACCACGGAGCAAUUCUUUAUAGUCUUGCUUUAAGAUUCAUUUCAAAUGACUGUGACAUUACUGACGAAAUAUUUUUUUUUUACACUAAACAUUGUCAAACAACACUACAUGCACACUACAUUUCACAACUGUCACCCAAUUAAAAUCCUAAUAAUAAUAAAAAGGACAUGAGAUUUCUUUUAUUACUCAAUCAAAUAUUGUAGACUGUAUGCAAUGAUGAAUAAAUUGAUUACAAAAUGCCUA
This is a messenger RNA of Silurus meridionalis, 1335 nucleotides long. It is a transcript of the gene rab25b, whose product is annotated as RAB25, member RAS oncogene family b. Gene Ontology annotation, cellular component: recycling endosome. The transcript has 6 exons. Gene Ontology annotation, biological process: exocytosis. Gene Ontology annotation, molecular function: GTPase activity; GTP binding. The coding region runs from base 159 to 794 and encodes 211 amino acids. Lineage: Eukaryota; Metazoa; Chordata; Actinopteri; Siluriformes; Siluridae. The record is from RefSeq and is a predicted model, not a curated record.